AUGGGAACUUCUCAUCGUGAAGAAGACACAUUGAGCGUUCUUUAUGAAGCAUCUCGCAGAGGGUCUUUAUCAACUUUGAACUCAAUCUUGCAAAAAGAACCAUUAAUCCUCCACAAGAUCUCACAAAGUGGCUUCACCGAAACUCCUUUACACAUAUCAGCUUUGCUUGGCCACCUUGAAUUCACCAAGGCGCUUCUCACAUACAAACCCAAACUAGCCAUUGAGGUUGAUUCUUCCAAGAACACACCCCUCCACUUGGCUUCUGCAGAAGGUCACAUCGACAUCGUGAAGGAACUUCUUAAAGUUAAUAACAAGCCAUGCUUGUUUCCUAAUGAAGAGGGCAAAAUUCCUUUGCACUGUGCAGUUAUCAGAGGGAGAAUAGAGGUUGUGAAAGAGUUGGUAAAAGCUAAGCCUGAGUCUCUGAGCUUUCUUGAUGACGGAAACACUGUAUUUCACUUGUGUGUAAUACACAAUCGUUUGGAGACUCUUAAAGGUUUGGUGGAAUUGGAACUUGCCAUUUCUGGGAAGCUUCUUUACUUCACAAGUUCUGAUGGAGUGGGGAACACCGUUCUCCAUUUAGCUGUCACGUCCAAGCAAGUUGAGACUAUAAGGUACCUCCUAUCAAUUCCUGAAGUAACAGAAAUGGCAAGUUUGGAGAACGACAUGGGUCUCACUGCCUAUGAAAUCCUUAAACGCAGCCCGAAAUAUUUCAAAACCCUAGAAAUUCAAGUCAUGCUGAUGGAAUAUUCUGGAACCAGAGAUGAUGAAAAGAACAGAAUCCACACUCCUUCUCACACGUCACCGCCAGUUGCAAGACCUCGAAUUCGAAAGAAGAAGAAGAAGAAGAGAAACUGUUUGAUAAGGCUUUUGAAAUGGAUUGGAGGUUGGUUCAAACACAAGGGGGACUGGGUAGAAGAAAUGAGGGGAAAUCUGAGUUUAGUGUCUACCGUUAUAGCCACCAUAACAUUUCAAUCAUUAGUUAACCCACCUGGUGGCUUCAUCCAACAAGGUUUAUCUCAAAGCUCAUCCAAUAUUGAAGCCCUAAACUGCACUAUCCUGUCUAACAACAAGUCCUAUUGGGUUUCUCUUAGGAUUAUAAUUCAUGUUAUAUGA
Messenger RNA from Neltuma alba, 1113 nucleotides. Its product is annotated as ankyrin-1-like. Gene Ontology annotation, molecular function: protein binding. The coding region runs from base 1 to 1113 and encodes 370 amino acids. Gene Ontology annotation, cellular component: plasma membrane. The transcript has 2 exons. Lineage: Eukaryota; Viridiplantae; Streptophyta; Magnoliopsida; Fabales; Fabaceae. The record is from RefSeq and is a predicted model, not a curated record.